Leptopilina boulardi is the source of this 9387-nucleotide messenger RNA. RefSeq names its product ephrin-B3 (gene Ephrin). The record is from RefSeq and is a predicted model, not a curated record. The coding region runs from base 952 to 1977 and encodes 341 amino acids. Lineage: Eukaryota; Metazoa; Arthropoda; Insecta; Hymenoptera; Figitidae. Gene Ontology annotation, cellular component: plasma membrane. Gene Ontology annotation, molecular function: ephrin receptor binding. The transcript has 5 exons. Gene Ontology annotation, biological process: ephrin receptor signaling pathway; axon guidance.
UCCGCGAUUCCAAACGAGGUGGUACUCUCGUUCAUUUCUCGUCGGUUUAAAUCACACGAGUACCGCAAGUUUUCAAAACUCUCGGUUAGUAAAACCGCAAAUUUUUUUUUUUAAUUUCAAUUUUUUUGUUGCAAAACAAUAUUCACAGAGUGAUAAAAAAAAAAAAUAAAUCGCGAGUGAAUGUUAGUUACUAAUUGAAAAAAAAAAAAAAAUGAAACCCAAAGGACGACGCUGAUCGUAUUUUUUUUUUAAAUUUAAUUUGUCAUGCCGAGGAGACACAGAUCUCCUCUAAAUAAGUGUUGAUCAAUUGUUAUACAGUGAUUCCAAGGAAUUGAUAUAGGUAUAAUUUUUGCAAAAGUGGAUAUUUUUUUUUUUUCAAAAAAAAAAAAGUAAAGGAGUAAUAACGAUCAGUGGAAAGUGUUCCCAAAGGGGAGUUGAGUGAACAAAAAGCUUUCGUCGCACCUUAAGCGUCGGAGCUCUCGCGCGACGCGAGAUUCAUGCGGUCAGCAUCCAGAUCCUGAAGGAUCAACCAGAGGGAAGUAAAAAACGAACUUUUUUUUUUGGGAAAUGAAAAGAAGAGCACAAACUGGCAGAGGCACAAUCGACAAAUGGUCCAAAUGGCAAAGGAAUUAAAUUACCAAAAAACCAAUGUUUUUGAUUGGAUAAUUUGGAUAUAGGAUAGAAAUUAAUUGGAGUAUCAAGAAAAUUUGAUUUUGGAUACAGUGUUCUGAAAUUUUUGGCUGCCGAACAUGCAAGGGAUUUAAUAAGUGUGAUGUUGAUAAUUUCGGGGGAAAUUUAAACCGAAAUUGAUUUAGUGAUUUUUUUUUUUUUUGUGGAUGUAGAUGUGUCGUGAAAAGUGGUGGACGACAACGUCGAAAGUGGUGUGUGGAUUAAUUAUUAUUGAAGGCCGUGAUACAGGCGUUGGUGUUUGCACUCGUCCUGUUUAUUACGAUGAUUUCCACGUCUUUUGUGACCCUUGUGUUCCUAGUGUGCCUUCAAACGGUUCUACUCUCCACCGUGAGCAACUGUGCGAAAACAAUCAGCAUGCACUGGAACACAACAAAUUCCAUAUUUCGGAUAGACAACACAGACCACAUAAUAGACGUGAACAAAAACAAUGCAGCGUUCGAGUACGAUCAAGUGAAUAUAAUAUGUCCUGUAUAUCAACCAGGAACGUACGAUGACGAUGCUGAGAAGUACAUUAUUUAUAAUGUGUCGAAGGAGGAAUAUGAAACGUGUCGGAUAACGAACGCAAGUCCGAGGGUAAUAGCAAUUUGCGACAAGCCAUUCAAGACAAUGUAUUUCACCAUUACCUUUAGGCCAUUUACACCGCAACCAGGAGGCCUCGAAUUCCUUCCUGGCCACGAUUACUAUUUUAUCAGCACAUCCUCCAAGGACGAUUUACAUAGGCGCAUCGGAGGACGAUGCACAACCCACAACAUGAAGGUUGUUUUCAAGGUCUGCUGCAAUAAUGACGCAGACACAUCAUCCUCGUCGGCUACCUCACGCAACAACUCCGUUGCAGUAACGAGCAGCACUGUUUCAAGCAGCAGCUCGACAAGCACAGCAGUUUUGGGUGGUAGUGGAGCGGGAUUGCCACCACCACCACCAAGUGUUCACAAAGGAGGAGAUCGAUUCUAUCCCGGAGGCAACAUCCAUCAUCAUCAUCAGCCAGCCACGGUGUCGCCUACCCUCACCCACAUGCCCCCUCCAGUAAUCUAUCCAUCGCAUCCCCAUCAAGUUCCACAAACACCGAUCUACAAUGGAUCGCCAUCCUCAUCACCACCUAAGACUUCGAUCACUCAAAAGAAGAAGAACAAAGAAUACUCUGAUCACCCGAACGAAGUGGUGAAAAACGAAGAGCUCACAUACAACAGUGGGAGUACGAGUAUGAGACACAAUCGUUUGCAACGGGUACUGUACUUGUUAUCAGGAACACUUUUGGUCACUCUACUAUUGCCCAAUAUGCUACGGUGAAGCGACUGCCGACCGAUUUCAAGUGUCAAACCCCUUCUUCUGUGAUUAUCCUACGUUUAAUUAAUUUCCGCGAACGUGAUAAACGAAUCGCGGGGACGUCAAAAAUGUUCGUUUAAAAAAAAAAAAUAUAUAUAUAUAUAUAGGUGAAUCGUGUGCGCGCCUCCAAAAAAAAAAAAAAGUGAAACCGACGUCGAAAGAGGAUGCGUCGAAAAUAAAAAACGAGCAACAAGCCAUAUUACAAUUAAACGAAAAAAAAAGAAAGAAAAAUGUAAAAAGAAAACGAAAAAUACUAUUUACUAGGUACUAUAUAAAUCAUAUAGUACGCCCACUAAUAUCACUACUAUAAAGCAGUAGUCGUAUAUUGGUUGUCCUUCAUUAUCAUUACGCUAAUUCUAGGUAUUUAUUCAAAAAUACAAGAUCGAGCGUUUUGCGUGCUAAGUAUCCUCGAGCGACGACGGAACACGACAAAAUAUUCAAUUUAAAUUAUAUAGAAAGAGAAGGCUCGAAACCACCAAGUCGGCGCAUGGCUCUUCCGCAAAAGACUGACAACGACUGAGGCGUGUGUGCAUUCCAUCCUCGUUCGUAUAUAUAAAUAUAUAUAUAUAUAUAUAAAUAUAUUCUUCAUGUAAUAUCGCCUACAUGUAGUUUGAGGCUGAAAUCUCGUUGACAUUUAAUAAUAUUCUCCUUAAGGCCUACCAAAUUAUUUUCUUUUUUUUUUUUUUUUUAUUUUCAAUUGUAACACGUAUUUGGAGUAAUCGACUUUUUUUUUAUUUCUUCUUCUAAAAAGAUGAAACAAACUUUGUACAAAGUUUAUUAUUUUGUUUCUUUCUCCCCUCCCCUAAAAAAAAAUUUCAAAAACAGUAACCUGAAUCCGAAAAAAAAUUGUAAAUUAAACUUUUGUGCGUAUUUUUUAAUUUUUUGGAUGAAGGUAAUAUGAAAUACUGUCAGAGAACUUUAUUAUUAUAGAUCAAAGAAAAAAAAGUCGAUUUCUGACAAAUACAUUUCACAAAAGACUGUAAAUGUUAAAUUUUUAAAUGUAGUGAGAAGUUUUGUAUAAUGUCUAAAAUGAAGGGUCGUGCGCACGACGCGCGGGUCGCGACAAGAUAAUUAGCACGCGUGUAAAUAAAAUUCUAACGAAUAAUAAACAACGGGAUCCUGCGAUGAAAAAAAAAACCGUGAUCUAAGAGAGUGCGAAUAUAUAGACAAAUCUUAUUUAAAAAAAAGAAAGAAAAGAAAAGAAGAAAAAAUGGAUAUGCGUAUAACAAACACUGUCCACGUGAUAGCCGUCGAAUUUUUUUCAAAAUUAUAUAUAUAUACAUAUAUAUGAAAAUAAUUCGCUUUUUGGAAAAAUGGUACGAAAUCCGCGACUGUCAAUUUCACAAUAUUUCUUUCUUUUUUUUUUUGGUUUUGUUUAUUUUGUGUUUGAAAUGUAUGAAUGAAUGUGCGAUAAAAAAAAAGAUUGAGAAAUUAUUGAGCGUAAAAUGUGUGAGUAAAAAAAAAAACGAGACAAUUUGUAUUAUAGUUGUAAUAUACUGAACUCUAUCUAUAGAUUUGUAUUAUAUUUAUUAUCUAUUAUUAUUGUAAUGCGAAUAUUCACUCGAUAUUCUAUAAUAUUAUUAGUAAAAUAUCAAAUUUAAUAGCGAAUUAUUACAAUACGGCGAAGGAACGGAACGUCGACGUCUCCAGCCGUUUUGUUCAAUUUUUUUUUCUUUCUCAAACUAUAUACUUUAUAUACAACCAACGAGGCAUUUACCGAUACGUUAUUUUGCGAAUUGGCCCUUUUGUUAUUUUCUGUCUUCUUUUUGUUAUUUAUUUAUUUGUCAACGAUAUUGCAUUCAUAUUUUCGUUGUGUAUUAUAUGAUUUGCAUUUAACAAAGACUCAUAAUGAACGCGUGCACGAAGAAUUUCGAGAAAAAAAGAAAUAUACUAAAAAGAAAAUUUCAAUACACGAAAAUUAUAAAAAAUUCUUUGGCGAAAAAUAUUAUUAAAAAAAAAGUUCGACUUAUUUUUAAUUUCAUGACUUAAAAUUUUUUAUCAUAUAUUUGACUCUAAAAAAUUGAUAUUUAUAAAAUAUUAAAUUUUUUGCCAAAAUAAUUCAAUAAAAUACAACUUAAUUCUCUUCAUUAAAUUAUAUAAAAUGCAAAAGAAAAUAAAAAAAAAAAUUACCGUGAUGCGAUUUGAGCGAAAAAGAAAAAUUUCUAUCUUAUUGAAAAAAAAAGAAUCGACGCAUUUAUUGGAGCAAAUUUAAUGUAAAUACGAAUGUGUACCCGAGCUCCGGAAUUUAGAUGAAUCCCCUGCACAUUAAAAAUGUUUUCUCAUAGUCAAUCAAUAAAUCAAUCAAUCAUCAGUUUCAUGCACUCACAGUUUGCAAACACAAAAUAAUCAUAAAUUGUUUUCUAAAUAAAACAAAAUAUGUUCAACGAAAUAUGACGAAAAAAGAGAAAAAAAAAUGCGUUUAUCGUAUUAUCGCAGUAUUGUAAGUCUAAGUAUUUUGCCUGCUUCUCGCUCCCGUCUAUAUUUUUUGUUUUUUCCGCAUAAUGAUAAAAAAAAAACGCCAGACACGCCAAUAUAGUGGACUGACAAUUUAUUUACACAAUUUUCACACUUUAUUAUUAAAUCACGAUAAACUUUCUCGAUUCCCAAACGUCUUCUAGUCAUGUAUUUUGUAAAGAGAUAAAUAAUAAAUAUGUACGAUACGAUUUUGCAUAAUGACAUAUAUAUAUAUAUGUAUUGCCUGUUGCAAAGUGUCAAAUAUUGCAAUACAAUUAAGAAACAAUAUCAAUCCAGAGAGAGAUGAAAAUUAUUUCGUAUUUACUUCUUUGUACGAUAGAUUUAUAUUUUGUGUGAAAGUCAUAUUUUUAGUUUUACAGUUGCGAAUCUAUUGUCAAUAAUCGAAUUUUUUGCUACAUUUUUUUUUUCAAGAAAGAAAAACAAAAAAAAGAUUUUGUUUUUUUUUUAAAGAAAGAACAUUUUUUAAAAGAGAAAAAUAAAUGAAGAAAAUGAAUGUUUCUUUAAAGGGAAAUGAACAUUUUUUUUAAGAAAUUAAUUUCUUUUCAAUUUUUUUUUAAAUUAAAUAGAAUUUUUGUCAAAAGAAAUUAACUUCAUUCUUAAAAGAAAAAAAAAAAAAAGUAAAUUAUUUCUUAACAAAAUAAAUAAGGAAAAAAAAUGUGGAAAUAAUUAAGUUUUGCACAGAACUCAAAACUGAAAAAAUGACUUUCCAAAAAAAAAAAAAUGUUGAAGAUUGUAAUUUAUAUAAAGGAGCUGUGUACUCCAACACUGACUUACUUUGCCGGGAAUACGAGGAUAGUUUAUGGGAUUUAAUUUGUCUGCAAAAUAAUUGUAAAACAAUCCACUAUGAUGAUUUUGUUAAAGACCACGAAAAAUCUUGUUUAAUUACUACUACGUUUAGAUAAUGAAACACGUAGCGAUGCAGCAGAGGUACAUAAAGCAAAAAAAAAAAGAAAAAAAAAAAAAGUGUGAAUGGUGUUCAUUCAUACGGACACUAUAGGCAAAUACAGUAUAACAAAUAAUUUAGGCUCGAAUUAUUAUUGAUAGAAAAUAGACAAGGUCAUUUCACUGCAUUUUAUUUUUUAUUUUACUUCCAAUUCUCAUUCCGACGAGGCGUGGUUCAUUUUUCUUUUUUUUUUUUUCAUUCGACUCAUUUCCACAGUCUCGAAUAUUUCCGAAAAAAAAAAUUCUUACUCACACUCGCAAGCAAUAGUUGUGACAUUUUUUGAUUUUAAUUUAAUAAAUUCUAGUAUUAAGAAUAGUUUAUCAAUAUGAAACAAACGAAUAAAAAAUGUCACGAAAUUGUUUAAUGUCAACAAAAAAUUGCCUACGAGUGUGAAUUAUACGUACGCUCAUUAUUGUAAAUAUUUUUGUGAGAUAUUUCCGGGUUUAAAAAAAAAAAACGGUCAAUAAACUAAUUAUUAUUUUUAAAAAUCAGAGGUAAAUAAUAUUUGUGGCUCAGUCCACGCCUCGACCUAAAAAUCCUAUCCCAAUCUCUAUAAAUCCUAUUUUUUUUGCUGCUUUUUGACAUUUCGUUUUAGUUUUCAAUUUAUGGAUUUUAUUGCAUCUCUAAGUGUCUUUGUUUUGUCACCACAUUCAUCACUGAAUACACAAAAAAAAUAUAUAUAUAUAAUAUAUAUUUUUUUUCCCUGACAACGUUGGAUUACCAUCGCAGCGACACUUGAAACAUCAGUGCGCUAUUCAAUUUAUAUAUAUAUAUAGAAAAAGAAAGCAGAGGAUUCGUAGAUGAUUUGUAAAUAAAACGAUGAAUAACUCUAUUAAAAAAAAAAGAAGAGAAAACAAAAAACAAAAACACGAUAUUAAAUACAUAAUAGAUACGAGAUAGGUUUCUAAUAACGAUUUAUUAUAAAAGUGAAUGUACGUUGAUGUCUAAGAUUUUUAAAAAUGGAAACACAAAGUGAUUAAUUAUUAACUAUAUGAUUAUUAUUCGUAAACAAUACAAUUGUACUAAGUAAAAUGAGAACGUCGAGUACAGCCACACUUAGCCAGGUCAUGAAUUCUCUCACGUUGAAAUAAUAUUAUUUUAUUAUAACCGGUAAUCACACCACAUUCGUGUUUAUGAUCGUGGAUUACGCGCAGCCCGCACUCAUUCCAUAUAUUUAAAUUUGUUUUUGGCAACGAUUAUUUGUUCUUCUUUAUAUAGAGUCAUAAAUAUUAAAAUUUAAUAUCAUUGCUUUUGCAAAUAAACAUUUUUCAAUUUAUUAUUAUUAAACGCGAGAUGAUUUUCGCAUAAAAUAACUAAUCUAAAAUCAUUUUUAAAUGUAUUUAGAAAAUAAUUAAUAUUUUUAAUUUGAUUUAUAAAAUUUAUUUAUAAAAUUUAUUUAUAAAAUUGUAAAAUGAAAGUAUUAGAUUAGUAUACUAGUGAUUAAAUUAAUAUUUCAAAAAAAAAUUCUUGUCUUAUCUCAUCUCUUUUGGUUUUUCAAAAUUAAAAAAAAUUUCAUUAAAUUUCAAUUUGUCAUAAAAUUAGAUUUUCUUAAUUAAUGGCUCUCAGUGUGUGUGUGUGUACAAAACCCUCGAGCGUAAUGGAAAAUUUCAUUAGUCUCUUGCUCUAGUGAGCAGAACCAAAAGUUUUAAAAAUAUUUUCUAAAUUUUGAAUUAUUAGAGUAUAAAAUUUUCAAUGUAGAAAAAGUUUUAAUUGAACAAAAAAUAAAAUCGAUUUUAUAAAUUUAACAAGAAAAUUCUACAAACUAUUUUAAUUUUUUUUUUCUUUUAUCAUUGAAAAUUUUAAUAUAUUUUUUUUUUUUUAUUAAUAAUUAUAAUAAAUAAUAAAUUUCAAAUUUUCUAUUUUAAUUGUGAAAAAAAUUUAUUUUUAUUUUUUUAAAAAUUUCAUUAUUUUAAAACAAGAAUUUAUUUUUGGGUUAGUGAACUUUCGAUGGAAAUGAUUAAUUUGCCUUAAUAAAUUCCAUGGACUUGAUGUGCAAUUUUUUCGAGUAAAAUUUACAAAUGCAGAGGGUUUUCUGAGUUUAUUACAUUCGUAGAAUCUCCAGAGAAAGAGAAAGAGUGCAGGCUGUGUGUAAUUCCAUAAAAACGAACUUCAUAGAGUUUGCGUGUGCCCACGUAAGCACAUACAUACAGUUAAAUUAUGCCGUUCAUUCAAUACAUACAAUGCAAAGUAGUGUAGAGUUCAUAAAGGUAGUCCAUUGUAGCGAAAUAGCUUUAAACGAGAAAAAAAACAGGAAAACAAACAUAAUCAACAAAAAAAAAAAAAUUUUGCCGAUAAUCUUAUACACAUAAUACGUUAAUAUUACUAUUCUCAAGCAGACAGGCAUGACAGACGUACUUCUCAUGGUACACUAAUUUUUUUUUUGUCCAAAGAAAAAAAAGAAUUUUGAAAAUUUAUUAACUCUAUCAUAAUUAUGUUUUCAAAGAGUGCAACCAGCACAAUAAUACGUGUAUUUUUCAGGGAUAAUUUUUUUUUUUUUUUUUUCUUUUUGAAAUUCGAAAAAUCACCGACGUUACACAAACAUUGUAGGUAUAUAUUGUACAUGUAUAUCGAUAUAAUAAUUAUAUCGAUAGAAACGAAAGUAAAAAGCCGGAUAUAUUAAUGGUACAUUAUGGGUUUGAAAGUACCUAACAUAAAAUCGUCUUUGUAAGUACAAAAGAUAUUUCAAGAAACGAAAAAUAUCCACGAGUUUUUGAUGUCGAAAAAAAUUUACAAAAUUUUAUUUUAUCAAUCAAAAAUAGGGGAAAAAUGGAUUUCAUGUGCUGUCGCUCUUAAAAUAAUUUUCUUUUUAAAUUUAUUAUUGAAUUAUGUUUCGUAUUUUUUUUUUUUACACAAGAUUUAGAAUAUUAAAUUAAUAUUAAAAGUAAUUAUAUUAAUUACAUAAUACAUUAAAAUGCAAAUGUGUUUUUUCUACUUUUGUACUCACAAAGAAAUUAUUUCGUGAAGACAAAAAAAAAACGCGUGACUUUAAAAAUAAAAGCCAUUUUGAAAUUUAGGUGAUAUUUGUAAUUCCUAAAGAGUGAAAACAUUGUAUAAAAAAGAGACAUUCGACUUUGUAAAAUUUUCUUUUUAAUAAAAUUUGAAAAUAUUUUAUGACAAAAAGACAAAUUUAUUGUGAAAAUAAAUUUCAAUAUUUUCAUUAAUAAAAUUUAUCCCUUGGCCUAAAAAAAAUGUGUUUUUAAUGUAUAUUUAAAAUUGAAGGUGCUAUUUAGACUUUCAAUAUUAUAUUUUUGUUAAUUUUCAAUUUUUUAGUAAUAAAAACUCAUUAACGACUUUCUUUGAUACAAAUUAAUAUUUUUAAGAAUAAAUUUAAUAUUUUAAAUGUCAAAUAAUUUUUACAUUUUGUAUAUAAAAAAAAAAUUUAAUUCUAAGAGCGACACCAUGAAAAAAAAAUCAAGUUUCUGUGAGAAGCGGAAAAAGAUUGUUAAAUUAAAUAAAAAAUACCUGUCAAUUUCAUUAAUUACUACUUUUAAAUGCCUAUAUAACAAUUGUUUUUUCUCAGCGAUUAUAUAACUUCUGUGACAUUCAUUCAGGAAACAAUUUCUUUUUUUCAUUUUCAACUCAUUAGUAUAAAAACUUUUGAACAAAAAGAGAGGCAAGAAAGUGACUUUCCAUUUUGAAUGAUGAAAAAAAUGAUCGAAUUCGACAAAGACAAUUAAUAAAUAAUAACAAUUUUAUUUCAAAAAAAAAAUUUGAAAUCUGACAAAAAGAGAGGAAACUAACAAAAUUUUUAAUUUUCAUCUUGAAGAAGAAAUAAAUAUCCGCAGAAUUUGGUUACGAAAAAAAGGCCUACACUUGUUUUAAAAACACAAAAAAAGCACCGAGUAGCAUAAUAAUAAUCUUCAUUCAUUCUUGUAAUAAUUGUUAAAGUGACUAACAAAAAAAACUGAAAAUAAAUCCGUUUGGUGGUAUUAAAAAAAAAAAAAAAGAAAAAAAAA